GGAAGUUGGUGGAUUGUUGGAGCAGUAAUCAAUAUGGAUUGGUUAGUUUCACAGUUAAUAAUCACAAAUAAAUAGAGAUAGAGAGAGACAUGCAAACUUUAAUGAGGUUCGAAGGUGGGGCCAAUAUUGCUACUGCACUCGUGCUGGCUCUGUUGUUCCUUCGAAGGUCAAGCUUCUUCAACAACUGCAAGCUGGAACUACCCCCUGAGUUAGGCAGAAUCCAUAAUGUGUUCCAUGUCUCCAUGCUUUGUCGUUACCGGUCUGACCCCACGUAUCGACUACAUGAAGGAGCCAUCACUCUUGAGGACAGUUUAACUUAUGAGGAGGAACCCGUGCAGAUUCUAGCACGGGAAGUGAAGGAGUUGAGGAACAAGACGGUGCCUUUGGUCAAAGUCUUGUGGCGUAAUCAUGCUAUUGAGAAGGCUAUGGUUCGCUGUUCGGAACCCGACCGCGCGAACAGAUUGAGAAUCGGACUUACUGGGCCCAAGAUACGACGGAAGAAUAAGCCCUUCCUUCGACGCCGACACCACAGCGGCACCGGCGGCCUCCUACCCAGGGAAAGCAGCGCUGCCACCGUCUCUCUCUCUUUUGUCGAUUCGCCCUUCGCCGGUUUCCUCUGCUCUGCGUCGUUCGUCCCUGUCGUUCCAUCAAGCGAGGAGAUAGCAGCAGCGCCGGCGACGCCACCCCUCUCUCCCUCUUCUCAGACGGCGCACGUGGAUUUCGACAGGCCGAGUGGCGGUGACGGGAAUAGCAACAACGAUUCCCCUUUUCCUUCCAACCCGAGUUUGAUUCUUCAAUUUCAAGGUAGGGAUAUGGAUCAUGAGGGCCAGCCUGGAGGACGUUGAUACGUGACGCAAUAGAUGACAUCACCAUUUUUAUUAUGGACAUUUAAUUACUGCGUUUAUUAAUUCUUUGAUUUAAACAUUGAUUGUAGAAUGUUAUUUUGGGACUUCUGCACAUGAUGGACUUUACUCCAAACUUUUCGUAAUUAAUUGGGUGUCUGGAU
Cuscuta campestris is the source of this 1006-nucleotide messenger RNA. NCBI's taxonomy places the organism in Eukaryota, Viridiplantae, Streptophyta, Magnoliopsida, Solanales, Convolvulaceae. The record is from the annotation of a GenBank genome assembly.